Silurus meridionalis is the source of this 4164-nucleotide messenger RNA. It is a transcript of the gene pcnx4, whose product is annotated as pecanex 4. The record is from RefSeq and is a predicted model, not a curated record. Lineage: Eukaryota; Metazoa; Chordata; Actinopteri; Siluriformes; Siluridae. Gene Ontology annotation, cellular component: membrane.
GUAUGGGCGUGGCCACUGUCAAUCAUUCUCUUGACUGACAGCUCCUCCAGCUUCAAGCUCCGCCCACAAUGGUCUCUUAGCUGCAGCAGCGGUAGAAAACAAUGGAUGCUUCAGCAAAGUGAGCAGCUCUCAGCGAUCCUGGUAAAAGAAGAUGCCGGUGGGAAUCUCAGCACUCUGGCGUUCAUCAUGGGCCCCGACGUGCCGCUGCUCAACGACUACAAGCAGGAGUUCUUCUGGAAGCGCUUCCCUCAGACAGUUCUGGGGGGCCCGAGACUCAAACUGGGCUACUGCGCUCCUCCAUAUGUCUACAUCCACCAGGUGGUGCUGUUCUUCAUGCCGUGGCUCCUCGGUGGGGUGGCCACUCUACUCUUUCAGCUCAGGGUGAUUGAUGACUUCGGGGCUGGGAUCUUGUCCGGGGUACUGAUGCUGGCAUUCAGCACAGUGCUUCAGACCCUGUCCCAGUGGGUGGCACGGAGAACCGGUGCCGUCCAGAGGCUGGCAGUGGGACACAACGUCAUGGCCGACGAAGAGGAAGUGGAGUUCACGCGGUGCGCAGGACCCGAGACCGUGCGUGUGGCCCCAGGGAAGCGCUUCAUGGCUAACGUGGUGCUUCAUACGGCACUGGCCGGGGCGAUGUGUGGGUUUGGGACGUGGUACCUCCUGCCCGAUCGUCUGAGUUUCGUUUUCGGGAACGACGGCGCCGUGGUCCCGGUGUUUGCCCUCAGCUGGGUGACUCUGUGCAUCGGGGAGUACUCGCUGAUCGUCAACACAGCAGCAGAAACGGCCACUUUCCAGCCGCAGGACACGUACGAGAUCACUGCACUCACCAGGCCGCUGUACAUCUUCAGCUUCAUUGCCGUGGAUCUGGCACUCAGGUGUGUCGGAGGGGGUGUGGCUGAGUUGCAGGUGGCCAGUCAGGUGAUGCAUGUACUGUUCAUGGUGCUGCCUGUACUGUGGGCUUUGGGAAUGCUGCCACCUCUCGAUGCUCUGGUGCUAUGGAUCAUGGAGCAGAGCCUCAUACACACACUGGGAGGAUCGGCAAUGGCCACCAAUCACAGGUUGGUGUUAAUGUUCCUGUCUUCCGUCUGCAUCUCCAUCUCCACGUUCUUCAUCCCCUCAUCCCUGGGCGUGGUCCUUUUUACCGUGGCGACGGGCUUCAUCCUCAGUCAGGACCUGACGCACGUCAUCGUAUUGUUACGGUGCGGGAAAAGUGACACACACACUCGCUCUCUCAGCCUGGGUUGGUGGAGUCUCCCGCUCUCCGCCCUCGUCCUCACGGUGGCCAUGACCGAAGCGGCUCUGCUGCACCUCAUCUGUCCCGCAGGGGGGUGGAACGUGACCGGGGGAGACUCCCAGGGAUCAUGUGACACUGUGGCGGAGCCUCAGGCUCUGAUUGGCUGGAUCCUUAUCGCUCUGUUUGUUGUUACACGUGUGUUGAGGGAGGUUCAGGGUGCGUGUGUGUUAGGGGGACUCGUCCUCAAUCCUCUCUACCCCAAACGAGUCAGCAGCGUCCACGCCUUCGUGAACAGCAGCAGAGGAUUGUGGGUCGCCUCGCUCAUCCGCCGAGUGCUUAUUAACCUGGUGUGUCCCUUAACAAUGGUUGGCUUUUUGGCCACGGAUGCAUCCCUGUACAGCUUACACACCAUGGCAUUGGCUAUCGGCUUCACACGAGCCUUCAGAGUGGUGUGGCAAAGCAGUGAGGAGGCUCUCCUGCAGAUCGUGGUGGUGGUGAUGGUGAGAUUGGCUGAUGGAGGAGGUGUUGUGCGUCAGUGGCACGAUCUGGGCACUGGAGUGCAGCUUAUAGUGGUAUCUCUGGUGUCCGAUCGUCUCUCUCAGUUCCUGUUAAAGCUGAAGUUCUCUCUCACUGUGUUAAUCACAUCGUGGACGGAGACGAAGCAGCGGCGUCAGUCGGCUGGCACACUGUUGGCACUGAACGUGGCACUUUUCCCACUGCUGGUUGCCGUGUUGAUGCUGUCAGCGCUGCUCUCCGCUCCUCUCCUGCCACUCUUCACUCUGCCCGUGUUUCUGGUCGCUUUCCCCAGACCCCUGCGCUCGUGGCCGGGAACACCGGGCACCGCCUGCCCGUGCCCUGACUCCAUCUACUACCAGCAGCUCUGCACUAGGCUAGCCUCAGCACUAGCGCAUGCAUUUGCUAGCGGAGUGCUGGGUGCUUACUCUCCUGGUUCUCAUUUCCUGGGCCGGUUCCAGGAUCGAGUGGUGUGGAUCAGCGUUCUGGAGAAAGGCUAUGGUUACUGUACGGUCAACAUUAAAGGUUUGGAGCUGCAGGAGACGUCGUGUCACACAGUGGAAGCCCGGCGAGUCGACGAGGUUUUUGAGGCAGCAUUUGACCGUCUGGAGCAUCCCGGGCGUUUCCUGCGCUUCCUGAACCCUCACUGGGGGAAUGCGCUCACCCCCUGCGCCCUCCUGCCUGUCACCGUCUACUCGGAUGCCCGCAACGUCCUCACCGGCAUCAUCGACUCCCCUGAUCACCUCCGCCAGCUCCGUUCUGACUUCCUCAAGACGCUGGUUUGGAUUCUGCUGCAUCACACGGUCCAGAACAGGACCUACAGAGUGAAGUCCCACUCGCUGCAGAGCUCCCAGCAUGCCGUGCAGCCUGAGCCCACGUCACACGAUGCCAAACUGGGCAUGGUCUCUCAUAGCCAAUUCGAUUCCUCCUCGUCUCCGCAGCUGAGGGGGCGGAGCAGCUUAUCCUCGCUGUCUGACUGGUCGGAUGAGGACGAUCUUUUCGGGCCGGUCCCGGUCCGUAAGCCGGUGAGGAGGAUGAUGUUACGAGCAGAGGAAGAACACACGUCUCUUCCGGGUUCUGUAGAAAUUCACAGCCUGUAUGAAAACAUGGCUCUGGCAUCUUUACCCACACUUCGCCCUCUCGGGCUUGGAGUCAGCCUCGAUAAGGAAAAAGAUGAUGCCAUGCCUGUUAGCUCCGCCCCUUUCGCAACUUUUGAUCACACCAACCCGCCAAACUUCUCCUCAAAACAUUCUGAAGCCCUCUCACUUCCAACAUCCUGGUUUUCUGCCCCCUUUACCACCUCCAAGCUCCACCCACUCAGGCCCUCCUUUCCAGAUGAAUGGUUUCGUUUUUGUCUGGCACAGUUAGUGAUGGAAGGAUUGUGGGAUGGGGAGGAUGAACAGAGUGUGUGUCGGGCGUUACAGGAGGACAGCGCGCUAAUGGAGAUGUACAGCCAGGUGGCGCUGUCCUGCGCACUGGCAUUAGGUAUGGACCUCUCAGUGCCAAGCGCCAGCUUCGUUUUUAGGGUUUACUGUGGAGAGGCAGCGUGGCACGAAGGACUAGACUGGCUCCGAGAAAAUACCGAGCUGCAUCAGCUCACACUCAGGGCUUUCAGGUACAGUGUAAAGCUGCUGAUAGACCAGGCAUCUCUAGGGCCAAUGGAAAGUGAGGAGGAGCUUCACUCCACCCUGCAUCAUUAUCACCAUCACUGGUUCAUCGGCAUGGCAACAGAGAGAGGCUGGCACGAUGGAGUUCUACAGGAGAAACCCUUCCUGUUCUCACUUGGCCACGAUAUCACCAUGGGUUCAUAUACGGGCCGCGUGCUGUCGCUGCAGGAGUGUGUAUUCCAGCUGGGGGCGCUGUGUGAGGAGUGUGUGCGCGGUCAGUGGGCCAAUCUAUCCUGGGAGCUGCUCUACGCCACCAACGAUGACGAGGAGCGCUACAGCAUUCAGGCUCACACACUCCUGCUGAGGAACCUGACAGUGCAGGCUGCUGAGCCACCGCUGGGUUACCCUAUCUACUCCUGCAGCCCCACACACCUCACCUGCUUCUGACUGUGUCCAUAAAUAUGUCAGAAUUCAAAUUAGUGUGUGCAGCAAACAUGUUAUUCAUUCAUGACAAUCAUGACUUCAGGACACAUCUGUAACUGAUGCAUGUUUCACCACACACACACCUCUUUGACUGAAGAGUGUAAGCUAAUGAACUGAGAUUUUCAGCCUCUGUGUGUAUAAAUGGGGGACAUCAACACAAAUCGCACGUCUCAAACAUUUAAACACAAACUCUCAAACACACAACAUUAACCUUCUGGUUAUGACAUACUGAAAGAGUGUUAAAGCUGUUUUAAUGCUCCGCCUUUUCCAACCUUUCAGCAGCACUUUUCUACUGGAGCUACAAAAUAAACUGAAUUGUCAAACUAA